Molecule: messenger RNA, 1212 nt
Organism: Boleophthalmus pectinirostris (great blue-spotted mudskipper)
Lineage: Eukaryota; Metazoa; Chordata; Actinopteri; Gobiiformes; Gobiidae
Gene: rec8b
Product: REC8 meiotic recombination protein b
Exons: 12
Biological process (GO): mitotic sister chromatid cohesion; synaptonemal complex assembly; replication-born double-strand break repair via sister chromatid exchange
Cellular component (GO): synaptonemal complex; cohesin complex
Molecular function (GO): chromatin binding
Source: RefSeq, a predicted model, not a curated record
CAUUUUGAAGGAGCAGAUCUACCUGAAGCCACAAAUCAGGACCUGGACUUGUUGAUGGAUGAGCAAGACCAGUUUAGACACGAUUUGGAGGAGCAGCUGGGAGAUGGGAAAGACAGGAGCAGAGACCUCAUGUCGUCCAUUGACCAGUUGAGGGAGUCUGUGGGGCCUCAUCGGGACAGUAUGUGGCUGCAGGAGGAGGACAUGGGACAGAUGGUGGAGCACCCAAAGGCCCCUCUGUCUCAAGAGAUGACUCCUGUACACGUGACCAUGCCCAUCUCUCCCACCGCCAAGGCAGAAGAGAGACCAGUUACACCCGGUCAUGUUACAGGCGUGUCUCUAUAUUAUUAUAUGAUCAUAAUUUCCAACAAUGUUUCCUUUAUGUCAUGUUACUUAUCAUGUUUUGUUGUUGUUUUUCUUUGUCCUCAGCUGAUCACCCGUCCUGUUCGGAAACAAGGUGGAACUCGCAGACGGCAGCUCAUUUUUGCCGAUGCUGAAGUCCAGAUUUCAAAUAAAGAAAUGAAAGUGCAGCUUGAGAAUCCUCAGGCAGAGACCCUAAAUGUGUCUGACAUCUUGAUGAACUUUGCCUCUGUGACGAAGCACUCCACUCCUGCACAACUCUUCAACGCCCCCUGUGGAAACCUGAUCCACUCCGACCUGAAGUCCCUUUGGAAAACCAGCGCUGUGCUCACGUCCUUCACUGGACCCGAGGAGGAGGUCCCAGGGGAGGAAGAGGAGCAGGAGAGAGAGAUAAUGAUGACGGAGAGGAAGAGGAGACACUCAACCAUGAAAGAGAUGUCCAGUGACUCAGGACUUCUGCCUGUGGACGGAUCAUCUGCACUGGAUGUGUUGUUGGACAUGUCUAAAGAGGACAAAUCUGUGAGUGAUGCCAUCACCCCCGCCAGCAGAUGGUCGCCUCAGGAGGAGCUGCCACCUGUGAUGGAGCCGAUCGCAGAAGAAAACAUAGAGAUGCCCGAGGAGCAGACGGAGGGACAGAGCAGUGAGAUGAUCAGUUGGAUCUGUUCCCAUCUGCAGAGGUCUGGAGAAGUCGCCUUUGACUCGCUGCUGCCCCCAAAGGCCAACCGCAGCACUGCAGCUCACACACUCUGCAGACUGCUGGAGCUCCUCUCUGCUGGACGAGUGAAGGUACAACAGGCCGAGCCCUACCACCAGAUCCUCAUCAGCCCAUUAUGAACUCAAAAAUGGGACUUUGAC